Molecule: messenger RNA, 874 nt
Organism: Cydia fagiglandana
Lineage: Eukaryota; Metazoa; Arthropoda; Insecta; Lepidoptera; Tortricidae
Gene: CPR139
Product: cuticle protein 21-like
Exons: 3
Coding region: 173-697 (174 amino acids)
Cellular component (GO): extracellular matrix
Source: RefSeq, a predicted model, not a curated record
UUAGAAAGAACUUCGCAGAAGUAAGCUUGUGGUUCCAAAUCCGGCACUUUUAGCGGUAAUAAUGUGAAGUAAAUUAUAUGUAUUGACCAUGCUACAUUAGAUAAUUCAAUAAUUAUUAACAAUUAAAGAGCCUGAUAAAAACUGCACGCUUGCUUCUCUGGAGUUCUUUCUAAUGCAAAAAAAAACGAACUAUAGAAUAGGUACCGUUAUUUAUUUGAUUGCAUCGUUUCAGGUAUCGUUGUUAGCUUGGUUUCUGCUGGUGACGGACGUGGCGAGCCAGGAGUACCUGCCGCCCAAGCCCGGCGGCGGAAAGAAACCUGCUCCGGAACCUACUUUACCAGCGAACUACGAUUUCUCAUACAACGUGGAAGACAGCGGCGUGAGCCUCGACUUCGGUCACAACGAGAAGCGAAAGGACGACCGCGCGACCGGCUCGUACCACGUCCUGCUGCCAGAUGGGCGGAUGCAGUUGGUGGAGUACGAGGCUGGGCCUGAUGGAUAUAAGCCACAGGUGAUGUACAUGGGCACGGCAACGUACCCCGCGCCGGCGGCGGACAAGUUCGAUGGCUACCACUACAACGCGGCGUCCAACCGGCAGAGCGUGCGGCAGGCCGCGCCGCGCCAGCCCGCUCGCACCGCGCCGCCGCCACCCGCAUCCCCCGCUCCUAUAGCCGCCCCCGCUAACGCCACGCAAUAGACCUCGGAUCUCCAUAGUCCACGGGAUGAAUCAAGUCUGUCCGGCCCACUAAAACAGCCCAUACUUAUACCAUAUAUAUAAUUCAGUCAGUGCGGCGAAAAAAGUACCGGAUGUUACGCGAAAUAUUGAUCUAUGUAAUCGCCUAGCGUGGAAAGCUUCAACGCAAAGGUUCUUUAC